Messenger RNA from Trematomus bernacchii (emerald rockcod), 2453 nucleotides. Its product is annotated as chemokine-like receptor 1. Lineage: Eukaryota; Metazoa; Chordata; Actinopteri; Perciformes; Nototheniidae. Gene Ontology annotation, cellular component: plasma membrane. The transcript is spliced from 2 exons. Gene Ontology annotation, molecular function: G protein-coupled receptor activity; complement receptor activity. The record is from RefSeq and is a predicted model, not a curated record. Gene Ontology annotation, biological process: phospholipase C-activating G protein-coupled receptor signaling pathway; inflammatory response; complement receptor mediated signaling pathway. The coding region runs from base 71 to 1207 and encodes 378 amino acids.
UUUGUCCGGUGUCUUCUGCAACGAAGACACAUCCUCUUCAAGCAGGCGCUUUGAGAACGGUCUUAAGACAAUGAUGGAUCUAAUGACAGCUACUCCUUUCUAUCUCAUCAAUUCAACUGAUGACAGUGGUAGAAAUGGCUCUUAUUAUGAAGAUGAGGAUGAGUUUGGGGAAGAGCAUGCUGAGCUGAGACAGUCUCUCAACAUCAUGUCUCUCAUUGUUUACUGCCUGGCCUUUGUUCUCGGUGUGCUCGGGAAUGGAGUGGUUAUCUGGGUGACCGGAUUCAAGAUGAAGAAAACAGUUAACACAGUGUGGUUCCUCAACCUCGCUGUGGCCGACUUCCUCUUCACAGCGUUCCUGCCUCUGAGUGUUGUGUACACAGCUAUGAAUUUUCACUGGCCUUUUGGCAAGUUCAUGUGCAAGCUGAACAGCACUAUAAGCUUUCUGAACAUGUUUGCCAGUGUCUACAUCCUGAUGGUGAUCAGUGUGGACAGAUGUGUGUCUGUGGUGUGGCCCGUCUGGGCCCAGAACCACCGAAGUGUACGCAAGGCAUCUUGUGUGAGUCUGGGUGUUUGGGUACUGGCUCUGAUUCUCAGCACUCCAUACUUUGUGUUUAGGGACACUGCGCCAUCAUAUAACAACGAUGAUAUCAUCAAUUGCUUCAACAACUAUGCUCUUUCUGAUGACUAUGUAACAGAAUCUGUGAAUCAGCUGCGUCAUUUUCGCCAUCAGGCCAUGUCCCUCACCCGCUUCCUCCUGGGAUUCGUUGUCCCCUUCACUGUCAUUGUCUCCUGCUAUGCUGUGAUAAUCCAUCGUCUCAGAAGAAACCGCACCCUGGCCAGCCAGUCAAGUCGCCCCUUUAAGAUCAUCGCUGCAGUUAUCACCACUUUUUUCCUGUGUUGGGCUCCUUAUCACAUCAUGGCUUUAAUUGAGUUGGUAAAUCACAUGGCUAUUCAUUCAAGUGAAAUAUUAGACCAUGUCAUCAACAUUGGAGUUCCUAUAGCAACCAGCCUGGCCUUUCUCAACAGUUGCCUGAAUCCACUGCUGUAUGUGUUUAUGGGCCAAGACUUCAAGGAUAAGGUCCGUAAAUCCAUCCUGAAUGUAUUGGAGACUGCCUUCCAGGAAGAGGUUUCUCGCUCUUAUACCUACACAAACUCAAUGGUCACGAGUCGGAGCAAAGACAAGUCUGUUUCUGAUGCCGAGGUAUAAAGAUGUCAAUGAUAUGGAUACUGUAAUUGUACAUAGAUGUCACUGUAUAUAACAAAUAACUAAGCUUUGGUUUUGGAGCUAAGCUUGAAAACCCUCAAGGCGAUAAUGUAAAAAUGGUGUAAGUUUUAAACAUAGCAUCUGGUACUAGUACCUGUAUUGAUAUUAGUUACAUGAUUGACAACUUCACCCAAAGUAUUUACAAUCUGUUAGAGCAGACUAUGUUAAUAUUAUACUACAACUUCUAGAUUCUUUUUUUAAUGCAUUUGAGAGAUAAUGCAUUUUGAAAAUAUGGCAAGUUAUAAUAUAAUGGACUACUGUUUCCUUGCCAUAGAAUAAAGUAUGUUUUAAACUAGCAUAUUGAAAAUCAAUAGCAAUUAACUGAGGAACUUGCCCUUCAAACAUCUGAACCAAUGCAUCCAAGGGGAAACAAAAGGCCAUCUUUGGGUUCAUAAAGCGAAAUUAAGUGGGCUGAUACUUACACUUGGUGUUCUUAUUACUCAUUUAUUCUGUAUAAUAAUUCUCAUUAAAAAUCAUUCAUGUUAUGUCUAUUUUUUAUGUUGUUUAACAUUUAACUGCUACAUGUCUACUGCAUGCUUUAAACAUUUCUUUAAUCAUUUUUAUUCAGCUCUAGGAAAGGCUAAUGUAAGCCUAAUAAUAACCAUUUCACCUUUUUGCUUAAAAUAGCAGCUACAUUGUAUACUUGGCAUCGAUUGAUCUUUAAAUCAUAGUGAUUUUAAAAGUGCAUAAGUCAAUGUGAGUAAAUGCAUAAUGUGUAAUAAUCUGAUCAUUUAAAUGUAUAAUUUUCAGAUUUAUUAUCGAGCAAACACAUUUUCUUUAAAAAAUAACCCUUUCCCAGAGCCAAGGAGAUACUUGUGUCUUGAUUUGUAACUACCUAAAAAGAUAAUAUAUCCAGUUUACAAUCAAAAAAGACAAAAUAUUAUCUUUUUAAAAUCAAUCAGUGAAUAUUUGGUUUGUUUGAUAACAUCAAUUAACUAUUUUGAUGGAAUAUAAGGGAAUGGCAAACAUUUUCUAUGAUUUGUAUGACUUUGGUAUGGUGUGGCAGAUGUGAUUUAACAUGAAGUUUCUAUACAAUAUGUAAUAUUAUGUAAACAAUGUAAAUGAUAAAACCUUUUUUUAUAUUUAGUUUUAGACAUGUCCAAAUGUACCAAGAGUCCAUAGAAGCUGAUAAAGACUGCUUUUGUGUUGUUACCAUUAUUUUCAUUAUUAAAAUGUUAUUUCCACUUGA